Messenger RNA from Zingiber officinale, 1341 nucleotides. RefSeq lists its product as uncharacterized. Bases 51 to 734 code for a protein of 227 amino acids. The record is from RefSeq and is a predicted model, not a curated record. The transcript has 2 exons. NCBI's taxonomy places the organism in Eukaryota, Viridiplantae, Streptophyta, Magnoliopsida, Zingiberales, Zingiberaceae.
UUUGUUUUUUUCCCUGUGUCCAUCGGGUAGCGAGAUGCGCAGCAGCAGCUAUGGAGGUCGUCAGUCCCAAACCCUUCUUUAGGGCUCCUCUCUCCUCCCACCUUUACCCGAUAGCUACUCGUUCCUGCUCCAAGUGCCCCAAACCCUCGUCGUCCCUUCCCAUCUCCUUGGAUUCCAACACCAGCCGAUUUCCCGCCGGCCCGGUCGCCUCCACCUCGUCCUCGUUCAAUCCAUUAUGCAUCGUCCUCCACUCACUCCGCGGUUUCGUCUUCUCCCAUCUGCCAAAGAUGCGAUCUUGGCUCCGCGGCGGUCUGCCCGAUGGCUGCGAACGCGAGCGGGAGGGCUUCCUCUGCUGCGGUGGGAUCGGGACGUUUCUGAUGAGCACCACGGCGGCCGUGUCCAGGGACCGGGUCAGCCCAUUCCUGUGGACGCUCGCCGGAAACCCCACCUUCAUAUCGGGCUUAGUCGCUUGGUCCCUGGCUCAGACCAUUAAGAUGCUUCUCAACUUCUUCUUUGAACGGAGGUGGGACCUCGGGGUGCUGUUCAGCUCCGGGGGAAUGCCGUCUUCGCACUCCGCGCUGUGCACGGCACUCACUGCUUCUGUGGCGCUGUGCCAUGGGGUGGGCGACUCGCUCUUCCCAGUGUGCCUAGGGUUCAGCCUUAUUGUUAUGUAUGAUGCCAUCGGUGUCAGACGGCAUGCCGGCAUGCAGGCUGAGGGGACUAAACUCAAGUGAUUCGUAGAAAUUGUUGAUGGAGCGCAUAUGUGCUUGGACCUCAAACCAGCAUGUCAACCAAGAGAAAAGAUAAAAAGUAAAAUGAAGAUGAAGAUGAAGAUGAAGGACAAGUUAGGCUCCAGGAAAUUAAAUUAGCUAUACUUUGUUCAUUGUGUUAAGGCUGUAAACUGUAAACUUGAGGUGCCUGGUUUGUCACAAGAACCUCAACACCCUGAAACUUUGCUUCAUUUGCUUCAUUUGUAUGCAGCAUCACUUUCUUCAACGUCUUUUGAAGUUACAAUUGUAUCAUUUGCUCUCUCAAGAUUUCAGUCAAAGCACUUGGUUUCCCACAUUUACUAGUUACUAAAUCAUUUCCUGGUAUCCAAUAUGCACAUGUAACUGAUAUAAUGUUCAGUUGAUAGCAGAGAUAUCCAAUUGGCCAAUAUGUGUUCAAUAUAUGAUGAUUUGGGAAUACUCAAAAGCUUCUAGAUAUACAUACACAUGUUGCGGAUGCAUUUGGUAACCAAUAUUUAGGUGUCAGAUACUAAUUAUUGGCAUUUUAGCUGUUUUCCAAAAGAAUUGUUUGGAAAUGUUUUGUGUUUGCUUGUGCAUAUUUGGUGGCUCCACU